This is a messenger RNA of Lutzomyia longipalpis, 3177 nucleotides long. RefSeq names its product transcription factor LBX1-like. Gene Ontology annotation, molecular function: DNA binding; DNA-binding transcription factor activity, RNA polymerase II-specific. The record is from RefSeq and is a predicted model, not a curated record. The transcript has 3 exons. NCBI's taxonomy places the organism in Eukaryota, Metazoa, Arthropoda, Insecta, Diptera, Psychodidae. Gene Ontology annotation, biological process: regulation of DNA-templated transcription. The coding region runs from base 612 to 1694 and encodes 360 amino acids.
AUCAUAUAAAUUGUCCGACAUUUCUUUGUCGGCAUUCCCUCAGCCAAUGGGAAGCAGCGCGCAAUCCUAUUGGAUGGCGAGAAGCGAGUUGAACGCCCCAGACACGAGAGAGUCACUGCCUAGCAUGAGGAGCGCAGCUGAAAGUCACGUCAAGCUCCCAUCGAACGAGCACCGCGAAGCAGUUGCCACUCGUUUAUCACUCGAGUUAGUUGUAAUUGGACAGCUUGCUCCAUAAGUGAAAAGCUACCUUGUCAAUCAGUGCCCAAAUCAUAAGUAGUUCAUAUAUAUGUGUCCAAUCUAUGCACAUAACAUUGUGGCAGUUGGAAGUCAACAGCGAAAGCAAUGCUAAUGGAAUCAUGGAUUAUCCCAUAGAUAAACUAAAAGGAAAAGAUAGUGACUUUAUUAUCAUUGAGUGUGGUGUAAAUGAGAAAAGUGUUUUGCAAUUUUUCAUGAAGGACCUGUGCCAAUAUCAAUCCACAUAAAUCUACCGUGUGUGUGCGUUAGACUAAAGGAUUAUCCUCAUAUAUCGUGAUAUAUAUUUACAUACUCUUCACCGUGAUAUUACCUGUAAAUUAAUAAAAUAAAAAAUAAAAUCUCUGUGUAAUUCGGCAAUGCUUUGUACCAGUGCACCACCAAGUCCAAUAGGAUCAGAAAUCUCUGUGGGGGCCCCGAGUCCGCCGGCAACGGAUGUACCCCACACCCAAGGUGGUGACGACUACUUUCGCCCUCUGAAGAGGCUAAAGAUGCUAGACGGAAGAGAAAAGUGUAUCAGCCCCACCCGCUCCACCAUUGAAGGUGUCAAAUCCUUUUCAAUAGCUGACAUCCUUGGUCAUGAACCACCAUCGAGUGGGGCGACAGGUGGAGUCGGUGCAUUCAGCCACCAUCACAACCACCUACAUCAGCAUCAAAGUCAUCCUGCCACAAAAAUUGUUCGACCUUGGGACCACUUACGAGGACCCAUCCCUGUUCGUCCCUUCCUGCCACCCGCCCUGCUGCACUAUGAACACCGGCUGGCCCUUGACUACCAACGUCAGCUGCAGGAACACUUUACGGCCCAGGCGCAGCUACUGCGUCAUAUGAGCAUGGAAAUCAUACCCUCGGAAAGUGGAUCCGAGCGCUCUAGUUCAGCCACAAGUGAUUGCUGCUCACCUGAAAUUGGUGGCUCCCGUACCUCCGACCAUCACCACUCUAGUGGCCAACAGACGCCUGCAGCGGCCCAUCAAGCCAGCACCGCCGGCACCCAGAAGACUAAACCCAACGGGACGCCCCUCGACGCCCUCUUCCAGAUGACCAACAAAACCUUCGAUGAGGCCCAAGCUGAGAAUGGUUCUGAUCAAUCGCAUUUAAAUUUAUUUGCCUCACGGCCACAGCCAAAGAAGAAGCGUAAAUCACGGACAGCGUUCACCAAUCAUCAAAUUUUUGAACUGGAAAAGAGAUUCCUCUACCAGAAAUACCUGUCGCCUGCAGACCGGGAUGAAAUUGCAGCGGCUCUGGGACUUUCCAAUGCUCAGGUUAUUACGUGGUUCCAGAAUCGUAGGGCGAAACUGAAGCGUGAUAUGGAGGAGUUAAAAAAGGACGUUGAAACAGUGAAGGUCCUAUCGUCUCACAAGACUUUCCUAGAGAACGUCAAUGAUUUGGGUAUCCUAAAGAAGAAGGCCAUUCACGACGACGGUGAUUCGAGUCCUCAGAAAUGAGGGAUAUUUAGGAAAAUAUUUCAUGAAGAAAUCUGUAAAAGAAAAAAGAAAACCAGUAAAUCAUGAAGAGAUGCAUCAGUUCCGAUGAAAAUCAUAGUGUUGUAAUUGUAAAUAGAUCUUUUAUUAAUAGAAUUGUAAUUUGAAAAAAAUGUAAAGGUAAAAAAAAUAUUACGUAUUUUGUAAAGAUCUCAGUGUAGAAUUUUAUAGUGCGACAUUCUGUAAGUAAAAUUAUUUCUGGGAUAGAAAGACGUUAUAAUUUUGUACAAUGAUUUUUACUUUAAAAGAAUCGACUGGGGUAAUAGCAAGUGCAAUAUACAGAUGUCCCAUCAAAUCUACUGAUUAAUGCAACUAGCGCAAUAUUUAUCUGAAUCAACAUUUAAAUAUUCUUGUAAUUAUCAAAAUGAUAAUCACUUUAUUCGUUUUAUGCUUCAUUAUGUCAAGCCAGUAUAAUUCAUUAAGCAUCAUGAGACUUGAUGUCCUUGCUUUAGAGUUGAGUUUCCCGAUUUAAGAGACAAAAUUGCUGUUUUUAGUAAAAUUAUUUUAUUAAUUAGUUUGAUUGGUGGUUCAAAAUACCAACUAGUAAAUUAUUAGUCGUAUUAAAAACAGCUAUUUCUUUUGAGAGAAAAAUAUAUAAUUUAUUGUUUUUUUUUCUUCUUUUUAUUUCUCCUAAUUUUGAGAUGAUAAUUGAACUAUAAAUAAAUUGCAAAGAUGUGCGUCAAUGAAUUUAAAAAUUAUCAUGGUGAAUUAAGAUUUAAAACAAAUAAAAACAAAAUUAUAAAAAAAAUCUUUUUCGAAUUUAAAGAUAUUUUAGGAAUUUUCCUACAAAUUAUAAAAUUUUCCGAGAAUUUCCCUUCAUUGAAUUCAACUUUACUCAUUUUCUGAAUAAGCUCAGUGCUUAUCUUUUCUUAAUACAUAAUUUAAAAACUUGCCGAAUAUCUUAACUCUCAAUCUAAUUUCUUAAACCUUUUAUCCUUUCUAAUUCGUUUUAAAAACAUAAAAAAAAGUCUUAAAGUGUUUCAGGAUGACAAAUGAAUGAAAUAUAAUUGAAUUUUGCAUUAGUAAAAGUGAUAAAAAAACAAAUGCUAUUACCCCAUCGAUAUGAGAAGAUAUCAAUAUUAAAAGGAAAAUUGAUAGCCAGUACUUAUCAAAAUUAAGUGUUUUUUAUUGAAAAGUAUUUUACAUAAAAAAGAAAGAAAUGACAAUAAAAUUGGUAUUGAAAAUUCUUUUUGAAAUGCUGAAAAGAAUUCCGAUAGUCACUAAAAUGAAAGGAGAAGUAAUAAAAUUAUGAAAGUCCAUUCUAACGAUUUUUCACAAAAAUCUCCAAUGAAGUGAGAUGUCCAGAUGUAAUCAAAUAAAUGACUUACAUAAAGUGUUACGUCUAAUUGUAUGUAUGUAUGUAUGUAUGUUAAUUAAAUUAUUCAUUUAGAAAGAGACUGUACAUAGUGAAAAAGAUUUCAUGUAGAAAUAAAUCUAAUUAUUCAAA